This is a messenger RNA of Gymnogyps californianus (California condor), 1689 nucleotides long. RefSeq names its product interleukin 1 receptor associated kinase 4 (gene IRAK4). Gene Ontology annotation, biological process: signal transduction; protein phosphorylation. Lineage: Eukaryota; Metazoa; Chordata; Aves; Accipitriformes; Cathartidae. The record is from RefSeq and is a predicted model, not a curated record. The coding region runs from base 45 to 1439 and encodes 464 amino acids. Gene Ontology annotation, molecular function: protein serine/threonine kinase activity; ATP binding; magnesium ion binding. The transcript is spliced from 12 exons.
GGAAGCGACGGGGGCUGCCGGUGAGGUGAGGUGAGGAGCUGAAGAUGAGCAAGCCCAUCACGACGUCAACGUAUGUCCGCUGCAUUAGCUACGGGCUCAUGAGGCAGCUGGCAGAUUUCAUCGAUCCGCAAGAAGGGUGGAAGAAAUUAGCAAUUGAUAUAACCAAUCCCUCUGGUGAAAGCAGAUACAACCAAAUGCAUAUAAGGAGAUUUGAGGCAUUUGUACAAAUGGGAAAGAGCCCCACAUGUGAAUUACUUUAUGACUGGGGAACGACAAACUGUACAGUUGGUGAUCUUGUGGAUCUGCUGAUUAGGAAUCAAUUCCUAGCACCAGCAAGCCUUUUACUUCCAGAAGCUGUAAGGAUGGCACAAGAAGUUACAUUACCUCUUUCUUCACAGGAAACGUUGCCUGUACAUGAGAAACAACUGCCUAUACAGGAAAAAGAAGUGGCAUCUGUAAAGCCUGUUUUAGUUCAGAGUGUUGAGAAGCAACAUUCAGCUCCUCCGUACUUAAGUCAAGAAAAUAGCAGCUCACAGUCCAGUAACACAGAUUUCCAUAAUUUUUGGUUUCAUGACUUGGAAAGUGUUACAAAUAAUUUUGAUGCACGACCAGAAUCAGCUGGAGGUAAUAAACUGGGAGAAGGUGGCUUUGGCAUUGUGUUCAAAGGUUACAUCAAUGGCAGAAAUGUGGCUGUCAAGAAGCUCGUUGCUAUGGUUGAUGUUAGUGUUCAGGACUUGAAACAGCAAUUUGAUCAAGAAAUAAAAAUGAUGGCAAAGUGUCAGCAUGAGAAUCUAGUAGAAUUACUUGGUUUCUCAAGUGAUGGUGCUCAGCCAUGUCUGGUGUACGAAUACAUGCCCAACGGUUCAUUGCUUGACAGACUUGCUUGUCUGGAUGACACCCCACCACUUUCUUGGAAUACAAGAUGUAAAAUUGUUCAAGGUACAGCAAAUGGCAUCAACUUUUUGCAUGAAAAUAAUCAUAUUCACAGAGAUAUUAAAAGUGCAAAUAUCUUAUUAACUGAUACAUAUAUGCCCAAAAUUUCUGACUUUGGACUUGCAAGAGCAUCUGUAACAUUCACACAAACACUCAUGACUGAAAGAAUUGUUGGAACAGCAGCCUAUAUGGCGCCUGAAGCUCUGCGAGGAGAGAUAACACCUAAGUCUGAUAUCUUCAGUUUUGGAGUAGUCUUACUAGAAAUAAUAACGGGUCUUCCUCCAGUAGAUGAAAACCGGGAGCCACAGUUACUGUUAAGUAUCAAAGAUGAAAUUGAGGAUGAGGAAGCAACUAUUGAGGAUUAUGUUGAUGAAAAGAUGAGUGACUGGGAUGCACCUUCAGUUCAUAAAAUGUAUUCAAUUGCUGAUCAGUGUCUGAAUGAGAAAAAAAACAGAAGGCCAGACAUCAAGAUGGUCCAACAGCAUCUACAAGAGAUAAAAACUUGAUACGUGUUUCUUCUGAUACACAAAUGUUUUUGUCAUGGAGUAGACACCAGUAGCAAAUAUUUUAUUAGUAUUUAGUGCGACAUUAUCAGCUUUUCUGCUUUCCAGAACUUUCUGGUCUGCAUAUAAGGUGUGCUGUUGGCCUGUCACUGUUGUGCUGUUUUUGUUAACUGAGCAGCCUUUUCACACAUCCUUAGCCACUGGGCCCUCAACAUGAGAACUUUUUUUGUAUUAAUAAAUUGCGGUGCUGGUA